Plasmopara halstedii is the source of this 1842-nucleotide messenger RNA. Its product is annotated as Peroxisomal membrane anchor protein (peroxin). Gene Ontology annotation, molecular function: signaling receptor binding. The transcript has 11 exons. The coding region runs from base 1 to 1842 and encodes 613 amino acids. NCBI's taxonomy places the organism in Eukaryota, Oomycota, Peronosporomycetes, Peronosporales, Peronosporaceae. Gene Ontology annotation, cellular component: peroxisomal membrane; peroxisomal importomer complex. The record is from RefSeq and is a predicted model, not a curated record. Gene Ontology annotation, biological process: protein import into peroxisome matrix, docking.
AUGCGUGAAGAAAUGGUGACGAAUGGGCUUAACUUCCUACAGCAUCCUAACGUUCAGGCAACUCCGCUGUCUGAGCGCGUAUCAUUUCUAGAGAAAAAGGGAUUAACAAAGGAAGAGAUUCAAGAAGCAAUUGAACGCCAUCAAACAAAAUAUAUAUCGAAUCCAACCGUGGCAUCAAACCAUCAACUGUCACAUGUAACGAAUGCCGCUCGGGCCAUACAGUACCAGACACAAUUUCCUGCCUAUGCUCGAAUACUCUGGACAGUUUCGUCUCUAGUUGGUGCAGCUUCUAUUUUAUCUUUUUUAUGGAAUUUUGCCGUGCAAUCAGGUUACAUUCCUUGGCUGCGACCGGUAGUUCCUUUAUUAGAGGCAAGUAAAUUACAAGAAGAGAAGGAGCAGGAAGCAAAGAAAGAUGAGGCUCUUCUGGCCGAACUAUCGAGUGUGUCAUCCGCUAUACAACAACAGACUGAAGAGCUUGCCAAGUUAAGCGUGUCGCUGGAUAAGAAGGAACAUGAUCUACAGAGUAAAAAUUUAUCUGCCCAGAUUUCGAGCUCGCUGAUUGAACAGAGUAAUUGGCAGUCUAUUGCCGAGCUAAAAGCUGAAAUAUCGACUCUGAAGGCACUUUUGCUUUCAAAAAGCACAGAGAGUAUCAGCAAAGUGGAGGAUAACAUUGAAGAGACGAAAAGUGAAUCAAGCGAGAUUCUUAAAACAGCUACAGGUUCUGUUAAUCCGCAGCAACCACCUUAUGUGGUCCCUCAAGUAUUGUCGAAAGCGAAAGAGAUGAUGAAAGCAUUGAAGGAAAUUCAAACAGAGAAUUCGUUGGAUCAACUGAAAAUUGCAUCGGAUAUUCUCAUCAUGUACGUCACGAAUCUUAUUGAGAAUCCAGAUGUGCCUCGCUACCGUCGCAUUGCUCCUGGGAAUGCGAAUUUUAAGCAGAAAGUUGAGCCUCUUAAGCACCACGAAGAAUUGCUCAAGUCUAUUGGAUUCGAGACAGUAGGUCUCAAUAUGGAGUGGAAAUGGCAUACAGCAAGCAAAACGACUGGUGCAUUUGAUGAUAACAUUGCCAUUUUACGUGCAUUGCUCAAAGCUCUGAAGUCUCUUUCUCACCCAAAGUCAUCGUACACUAAUUUCUCGCUGGAAGAGAUUGCUCGCACAAGUCUUGAUAAAUUUGUUGCAAAGCAAGAAAAGAUAAAGUGCGAUGCUUUAACAAUCCCAACAACUCAAACAGAGCAGCGCAAUAUCUUUGAUGAUCCAUCAAUCUCAACAUCCACAAGUCUUGAUGCUUUUAUGGAGCGAUUAGAGCAGCAAACUACUGCUACAAAUUCCGCUCAUUCUGUCAAAAAUGUGGAAACUAAGGUCACAACCCUGCAUAAACGUGAGGAUGUUGAUGAGGAAAACCUAUCAAUUUUUACAAGAAACUCCUCUCAAGUGGUGAGAAAUAGCGAACCGUCAUAUCCAAAGUCAUUUACCGAUAUAGUGGAUCUCAUUCAAAAAGGCGAGCCAGUGCCAGGUAUACGCGACAUCGAAGAAAAGUUGUCAGUUGACACGAAUGACUUACUGAAAGAGCAGAUUCUAGUUCAGGAGGCAGUUACGAAACCUUGGGAAAAGUGUAACCCGCCGGAUGUUAAUCUGGUUAUCCGGCAAGUAUAUUAUCUUGCCGCAGCGAUUCACACUUAUGAUCAAGUCGUUUUCCGCAUCGAUAAAGCAACAUCUCUCGCCGAUCAUCGGUUAAUCGUUGUCUAUACGAUUUUGGGUCUAGUCUUCAGUUACACGUGCUCGACCUUGUCGAUCAGAAGGAAAGAGAAAGGAGGACCAAGCGCUUUUCUACUUUUUCUAGACUGA